UCUUGAUUUUAAUUGGACAAGUAUCCAUUAGUCAUUCUAGUUGACAUCAUGCUACUGUGUGUAACCUUGUAAUAUCUAUCCUAUAUUAUUUUGUACGCUAUAUACUGUCUUUAUCUGUAUUAUUCUUUAUCAUUUGUAUUAUGUUUUUUGUGUAGUACUGUGCUGUAAUAUGUUUUAAUGGUGACAAGGGACUGCAGAUAAGGUAACUCCAGUACAGUGCAUCAAACGGCAACAUUUAUGUUUAAAACCGUCCUUUCAAACAAAAUUAAAAGAAAGAAACAACUUGCGUAUGAUGGGCUAUAUUUUAACUGACUAUGAACGCUUUCAGUUUUAACUCUUGGAUGUGUUUGCACCCAAAUAUGUUUCGAUAUUCAUAUUUCUUUGAUGUCAUAUUCUCCUCUGUGUUAUGUCCCUUCACAGAUAUAUGCCUGAAAGACAUUGUCUUUGUGGCCCUCGCAGGCGAAAAUCUCACAAUUAAUUAUCAGUUGACGAAACCAGCAAACCAAAGCAGAGACAGCUUGACUUGCUACAACCAGUCCAACGGGCAGAUAUAUAACCAUGACAUCCCUGCGACAGCUAACAGUCAAACAACGGUUAAUGAGACAUUUGUGCUGAAAAGCCUUAAAAAACCUGAUAAUUCAGGGGAAUAUUAUUGCCAAUAUGGACCAGCCAAAGUUUACUGGUUUCUUCGAGUGAGAGAUGGCGGCUACAAGGCAAACACGAUGUAUGAUUACACAGAAUCAAUCACACUGUCCAUCUUCACUGCUGUGCUGCUGGUUUUCAGUGUGGCUGGCUCGGUGUAUGUCUUCAGAGGACAUUGGAAAGAAAAGAUCACUGAAUGUGUCAACAGUGGCAGAAAACGAAAGCAGAACCAAGAAGAAAGGAAGGAGGGAGAGGAGGGAGAGGACCAUGUUGAUGUACCAACAGCUUCAUCUACGUCUUUCUACGCUAGUCUUGAGCCUCGGCCCAGGUCCAUUUAUGAUGUGCUGGACCGCUCAGCUGCCAACAGCGAGCCAGACAAAGGAAAAGCUGCACCCAAAACAAAGGAAACCCCAAAAACGAUGGCGAAAACCACACAAAAACAGGAUGAAGGUGUAUUUGAGUCUGUCUAUGAGAACUUCUGAAUCAUCAACAAACUUGGUUCAAAAGAUUGUGAUAUUUAUGUCAGCUUAUUUUGCUUUGUUGUGUCACUGUGUAGUGGUAGAAGAAGUAUUUAAACUCUUUACUCAAGUAAAAGUCGCAAAACCACGAUGCAAAAAUGCUGUUACAUGUAAAAGUAAUUCACUUAAAAUGUUACUUAAGUAAAACUGCAAAAAAGCUAAAUGUACAGUAAGUAUUUAUAGUCUCAUUGUUACAUCAUUAUAUAUUAUAGGAUUGGAUUAUUAUUACUGAUGCAGUGACAUGCAAGCAGCAUUUUAAUGUUGUAGCUGGUUGCCAUGGAGUGGCUGUUUGCUGUGGUUUACUUAUUAUAUAGCAAUGCAUCAUAUUUUACAUAUUCAUUACAGGUUUUUAAAAUCUGAAUAUGCAAGUAACUAGUAACUACAGCUAUCAAAUAAAUGUUGUGGAUUAAUAUAUACAAUAAGAUUUUAAAAAAAGUAAUGCAUUUCCCAAUGAAUAUAUAGUGAAGUAGAAGUAUAAAGUUGCAGAAGCAAAGAACCUCAGAACUGUACUUAGGUGCAGUACGUGAGUAAAUGUACAUAGUUGAUUUUUACUAACUACAGAAAUUGUAAAAAUAAAUC
Messenger RNA from Thunnus maccoyii (southern bluefin tuna), 1739 nucleotides. RefSeq lists its product as uncharacterized. The transcript has 5 exons. Gene Ontology annotation, molecular function: transmembrane signaling receptor activity. Gene Ontology annotation, cellular component: membrane raft. Lineage: Eukaryota; Metazoa; Chordata; Actinopteri; Scombriformes; Scombridae. Bases 315 to 1124 code for a protein of 269 amino acids. The record is from RefSeq and is a predicted model, not a curated record. Gene Ontology annotation, biological process: positive regulation of cytokine production; B cell receptor signaling pathway; positive regulation of B cell receptor signaling pathway.